Molecule: messenger RNA, 1770 nt
Organism: Lodderomyces jiufengensis
Lineage: Eukaryota; Fungi; Ascomycota; Pichiomycetes; Serinales; Debaryomycetaceae
Exons: 1
Coding region: 1-1770 (589 amino acids)
Molecular function (GO): guanyl-nucleotide exchange factor activity
Source: RefSeq, a predicted model, not a curated record
AUGCCACUGGCGCAGUCCUUUGGAAGUUUAAACGGUGCAGCUCAACUAAAAACAUCAAUUAAUGGAUAUGAUUCACUACCACUGAAUUUUUUGAAAGAACCAUCACAUAAAAAUCGUUCACCAUUCAAAUUUAGAGAUAAAGUUAUAAAAAAGGGAAAGAAACAAACCACCUUAUUGAAUUCCUCGAACACUUUUGAAAAUAUAACAGAAACACCAAAACCACUAAUAGUUUAUUCAGCAAAUACUUCGGGGUAUGAUAAUUUAGAAGAAAGGUCAAAUGAAAUAGUUAAAACUGAAUUAUCUUAUGUUAAUGAUUGUAAAGAAUUAUUUCGAUUUUAUUAUUCAAAUUUUGAAUUACCACAUCAUGAAUUACCAACACCGUUUAUAAUUGCUAAAGAAUGUCUAGAAAAAAUAAUUGAGUCUCAUGAUAAAUUAACUCAAGUUUUUGAUGGUAUUAAAAAUGAUCGAUCUGGAAGUAUUGCAGAACAAACUGAAAACAUUUUAGAAGCAAUUUCAAAAGAAGGUUUAGAAAUAUUUUAUUACCUAUAUUAUUGUUCAAAUUCAAUUGCAGUAAAUAAAAUUUCAAAUAUUUUUAAUUCAAAUGAUGAAGUUGAUGAUUGUACUUUUUCGAAUAGUUUUGAAUUGAGUAAAAAAGUUAAAAUUGCAGUUGAUCAAUAUCAAAAAGGAAUUGAACAACAUUUAAGUAGUAUAAAUCAAGGAGAACUAAAAAGAAAUUUGUCAUUUCAGGCAUUACAUCAUAAUGGAAUGUCAAGAAUCUUUCACUACUUGGUUUUUGCAAGAGCAGUAAUUGAUGACUUUGAAUCAAUAGAUAGAGACACAACAAAAAUUUUAGAAAUUCAUAAUGAAAUAGAUUCCAAAAUUAAUAAAAUUAAUAAUCAAAAUAAUACAAAUUCAAUAAAUGAAAAAUUAAAUUUAAUAGUAGAUUUUAAAAGAUAUUUAACAAAACAAAAUCAAUAUUUCAAAUUUGAAAAAUUAUGUUUUAAAUUUAAUGACUUAAGUUCUGAAUUUUUUGGAGUUCCAAUUUAUAUUGGUGUUGGAUUUGUUGUUUAUAUUAAAGGCAAUAAACCAAUUUUAAAACAUUAUGCAAUAUUAUUAUUUAAGGGGCAUUUAAUUUUGUUGAAAUAUGUUGAAAAAUUGAAAAGAAAUAAAACCUUGAAAAGAUAUGUUCCUCAAUUUAUUAUUCCAUUAGUUAAAUGUUCAAUAAUCACUGAUGAUACUGAUCAAGAUGGUAUACAAGUUAACUUGGUGGGUAAUAUAAAAUUAAGAUUCUUGAUUCAAUCAACUCAAUUUGAAAUUGUUUUAUUAUUUUUAACUCAAGAAGAAUCGAAUAUCUGGUUUGAAAAACUAGACUUAUUAAUUAAUCAUAUACAUAAUGGUUCAUGCUCUGAAUCAAAAGAUCAUUUCAUUUACCUAAAUCAAGUUCCAAAAUCAAUUAAAGCUUACUAUUUGUUAGAAUCACCAUCAGAUUAUAUGGUUUUUCAAAAUGUUUGUUAUUAUAAAAACCAAUUUACAGUAAAUUUCAAUUAUUCUGGUUUAAUGAAAAAAGGUAAUUAUAAAUUUCAAACUGACACCGAGAUGAAUUGUCAAUACUCGGUACAAUUAUGGAGUAGUCAAAUAUGGGCACAUAAACACAUAUUUGCUGAUAUGCAUAAUAUGAAUAAUAAUUUACAAAAUAUAGAUGAACAAAUUGAAUAUGAAGAAAAUUCUAUAUUAAAGUAUGGGACAAUUGAUGCUUCAACUUUAAACUGA